GUGUUUUUUUCAGAGAGGUUCCCAGUGUCCUGGAGCAGCCAGCCUGGGCUCCCUCAGCACUCGCUUCUCUGGUCCAUCUUGGCUUCUGUUCUUGACUUCUUUUUCUCCACCUCCCUCCCAAGGUUCCCUAAUCGUCUGGCUCCUAUGCGCGUGUCAAUGACAAACUUGUUUCUCCAUUGCAGGACAAAGCCAGGAUGAAACUCCCUCUAUUCCUGACUCUUCUGGUUGGGGCCGUUUCUACUCUUCAUCUGAGGACAGAAACUCCCGACUUCAACAGCCCCUUGGAAGAUGAAGCCUUGCCUCAGGAGGGGGAGAUACUAGAACCAGAGCCUGAGGAGGCCCCUGCUGGGGAGCUGAUGCGGCUGGAGGAGGAGGUGGAAGGAGGCUCUGGAAGCGAAGAUGAUCCUGAGGAAGAGGAGCCUAUGGAGUCAGACUCAGCCCUGGAUGUGGUGGACAAGGACCUUCAGUGCCCUAAGGAAGAAGACACAGUCAAACUGGAAGGCAGCCCCGGAUGCAAGACGUGUCGCUACCUCCUGGUGAGGAGGGCCAAACAGUUUAAUAAGGCUCAGUUUAUCUGUCAGAGGUGCUACCGGGGCAACCUCGUCUCCAUCCACAACUUCAGCUUUAAUUACCAACUCCAGUGCUCCGUCAGGGUGCUCAACCAGGGUCAAGUCUGGAUCGGAGGCAGGAUCGUGGGCAGGGGCCGUUGUAGAAGGUUCCUCUGGGCUGAUGGCAGCUCUUGGAAUUUUGCGUACUGGGCUGCCGGCCAGCCCAACACCUGUGGUGGCAGAUGUGUGGCCCUGUGUACCCGAGGAGGUAACUGGCGUACAGCUCACUGUGCCAAAAGACUUCCCUUCCUCUGUUCCUACUGAGGUGGUCCCAGCCAGGAGCUAGAAUUGGCCCCCUCCCAGGCAGCUGCCUCCCCUUUCCUGUCUGCUGCCUUUCCUGCCACUUCCCUACAAUAAAAUUGCUAUGCUGAAAAAAGUGCAUUUUUUCCUGAGAUCAUCGGUCCACACUGCUUAGCCUCACCUUUGGACUUUCUGCUUUAUGAUCCCGACCCACAUUCUAUACCUUUCAUAGAAUGGUUUAGAAGUUAUUGCUCCUCAAGGAUGGAGAGUGGAAUUGGGGUCUGUGGGGCUUUCCAGUGGCAGCUGAAUGGGCUCUGGUGGGUCUCAGAAGAUUCAGUGACUGGGCAUCUAUGUGCAGGUGUUGCCAGGAACCCCUGCUCCAUCUUCCAGAACUUCCAGGGUUUCGGUGGGCUUAUAUGUGCAUCUCUG
Molecule: messenger RNA, 1277 nt
Organism: Ictidomys tridecemlineatus (thirteen-lined ground squirrel)
Lineage: Eukaryota; Metazoa; Chordata; Mammalia; Rodentia; Sciuridae
Gene: Prg2
Product: proteoglycan 2, pro eosinophil major basic protein
Biological process (GO): immune response
Source: RefSeq, a predicted model, not a curated record